Molecule: messenger RNA, 3945 nt
Organism: Peromyscus californicus insignis
Lineage: Eukaryota; Metazoa; Chordata; Mammalia; Rodentia; Cricetidae
Gene: Dennd6a
Product: DENN domain containing 6A
Exons: 20
Coding region: 85-1902 (605 amino acids)
Cellular component (GO): recycling endosome
Molecular function (GO): guanyl-nucleotide exchange factor activity
Source: RefSeq, a predicted model, not a curated record
GCCCUUGGUGCGCGUGCGCGGGGGCCUGCGCGCUCUGCGGCGCGGUCCGCGGUGGAGACGGCCGGAGCUGAUAGGGGGUGGCGGAUGGCACUGCGGGGCCCGGAGGUCUUCGGACCCGGUUCCCGCGGGUCGUUGGACGAGGCCGGGGCCGAGGGGCGCGAGGCGGCUGCCUUUGCGGCGGCGGGAGUCGCGCUGGAGGACGAUGAGGAGGACGAUGGCCGCCGGGGCCUGCUGCGCUGGGACGGUUUCUCGGCCUGGCUACACUGCGUGUGUGUGGUGGGCUUCGACCUGGAGCUGGGCCAGGCGGUGGAGGUAAUUUAUCCUCAACAUUCCAAACUUACUGAUAAAGAAAAAACCAAUAUUUGCUAUUUGUCCUUUCCAGACUCAAAUUCAGGUUGUCUUGGAGACACCCAGUUUUGUUUUAGAUUCCGGCAGUCUUCUGGGAGGAGGGUGUCCCUGCACUGUCUCCUCGAUCAAUUUGACAAAGAUUUACCAGUUUACUUAAAGAAAGAUCCUGCAUAUUUUUAUGGAUAUGUGUAUUUUCGACAAGUUCGAGAUAAAACUCUUAAAAGAGGCUACUUUCAGAAGUCGUUGGUUUUGAUCAGCAAACUACCUUAUAUUCAUUUUUUUCACACCGUACUCAAACAGAUAGCACCAGAGUAUUUUGAAAAAAAUGAACCUUACUUGGAAGCAGCUUGUAAUGAUGUUGACCGAUGGCCUGCCCCAGUGCCAGGGAAAACAUUGCAUCUGCCUAUCAUGGGGGUAGUAAUGAAGGUCCGGAUUCCCACGUGUCAUGACAAGCCUGGGACCACUCAGAUGGCGCAGUUAACUCAGCAGGCAGACACACACACAUCUAUUAUUUUACCUACUGUUCAUGAGGUGGAUCUUUUCAGGUGUUUCUGCCCAGUUUUCCUUCAUAGUCAGAUGCUAUGGGAGUUGGUGCUGUUGGGAGAGCCCCUGGUGGUUAUGGCACCGUCACCAUCAGAGUCUUCAGAAACUGUACUGGCCCUUGUUAACUGUAUUUCUCCAUUAAAGUACUUUAGCGAUUUUCGGCCUUACUUCACAAUUCAUGAUAGUGAAUUCAAAGAAUAUACUACUCGCACUCAAGCUCCGCCCUCAGUCAUCUUAGGAGUAACCAACCCCUUUUUUGCUAAGACGCUACAGCACUGGCCACACAUUAUUCGAAUAGGAGAUCUUAAACCUGCAGGUGAAAUUCCUAAGCAAGUUAAAGUAAAAAAAUUGAAGAACCUAAAAACUCUGGAUUCUAAACCUGGAGUUUAUACCUCUUACAAGCCAUAUCUAAACAGAGAUGAGGAGAUCAUAAAACAACUCCAGAAGGGUGUACAGCAGAAACGUCCUUCUGAGGCUCAAAGUGUUAUUCUCCGACGCUAUUUUUUGGAACUGACACAAAGUUUCAUCAUUCCAUUAGAAAGAUAUGUGGCAAGCUUGAUGCCUUUGCAGAAAAGUAUUUCUCCGUGGAAGAGUCCACCCCAGUUAAGACAGUUCCUUCCAGAAGAAUUUAUGAAAACACUUGAAAAAACGGGGCCUCAGCUCACAUCUGGAAUCAAGGGCGAUUGGAUUGGACUUUACCGGCAGUUUCUAAAGUCUCCUAAUUUUGAUGGCUGGUUCAAGACCCGUCGGAAAGAAAUGACCCAAAAAUUGGAGGCACUUCAUCUAGAAGCUCUUUGUGAAGAGGACCUCCUUCUCUGGAUCCAGAAACAUACAGAAGUAGAAACAGUAGACCUUGUGUUGAAGCUUAAAAAUAAGUUGUUGCAGGCUGACCGAGAGAAUUUACCUGUGAAACCAGACACUGUGGCAAAGUUACGGACACAUAUAGAUGCAAUUAUCUUAGCAUUGCCAGAGGACCUGCAAGGCAUACUGCUCAAGACUGGCAUGACAUGAUACAAGGUUUCCAGCCCAAAAGGACUGUACACCAUGAAGCAAACUGACAUUUCCUCCAGACGCACAAAGAAGCUGUCUGAGUGGCAGUAACAUGGAAAACAGCAGCAAUUGCUAGAUACAGGUGGAAAGACUGAGCUGUAGAAAGACAUUUUUAGUACAUUCUGUGGUGGUUCCACGAUACUGCAAUUCCAAGAGACAUUUCCCUAUUUUUAAUCACGUUCUGAAGUGCUCUUAGGAGAGACCUGUGGGCCGUCAGUUAAGUGACUCCAAACUGCAGUGCUGGCAUUGCAGGUAUUUUUUAAAUUGGUGCUGCUUUGCCCAAUCGUGUUGAAACUCAGGGGAUAGGAAAAUCACGUUCACACUGGCUGUCUUCUUAAGAAGGAAAGACUGAAUUUUCCAACUCUAGUUGAUAGAACUGAGGCUUAUGUAGUGCCUUCCAUUGUCCUAUAUGUUUCACAGGGUCCAGCUGCUAAUUAUAAAGCUUUUCCUUUUUUAAAUUAUGAUACACAACUUUUUAAUUAUGUCAAGAUUUGCUCAAAAGUGUUUUUUGUUGCUCCUCAUGUUUAUUGACAGGUGUUUUAAAUUAUCAUGUGGGUUCUCAUUUCACUGUUUUUUUUUUUACCUUUUUCAAAAUUAGGUUUUAUGAGUUUCUCCAGAGGAAGGAGGCAUAUGUAGUUUUGCUUAUGGAAGAGUUGAUCUUCCUCUUCCCUUUUACUAACUGGGCCUGUAAAUUAAUUAGUUUAAAUGUCUUUGGAAGACAUUCUUACUAUGAACGUCAUAGUCAGCUGGUUUUUAAUAAUUAGUUUUAUGUCAAAAGUAUUCAUAAGCCAUUCAUGUAAUAAUUAUUUGAGGAUUUUAAGUUUAAUUUUCAACAUUAUUUGUUGGGUGAUACUAUUUCCCCUAAAUUAAUGAUUUUCAGAAUACUUUUCUUGCUGUUGGUUUGAUAUGGGAACUUUUAUCUAAAUCAAAAUUAUAGUUUUGUUUGUUUGUUUGUUUUGUUUAUACUACCUUGCCAAAAGUAGAAUAGUAUUAUUUGAUGUGUUAAGAUUUUUUGGUUGUGUUUAAAUGGGAGUGUCUGCAGAAGCCACUGUUCAGAUAGGCACACAGGAAGUAGCACAUAUGUAAAUAGCUGUGUCUUAAGUACCCUCCAAACAGCCCAAAUUAGGUGUAUGUGUUUUUCAAAGAUGGCUUCAGAAGCCAUCUCUUGUUCUCUAUUGAUGGUAAAGGGCAUUCCUGAUCUAAGAUGGUUCCUUGUGCUCGUGACUGUGGUCUCACAGCCAAGUGUGCCCUUUAAUCAUGGAUACAGUCUCUUGAAACAUACCACUGUCAUAGAAAGAAUAGGGCAUUUGGACGAAUCAUUUGUGUGGAUUGUAUGGGUUAUUUUGUGAAACAAUACUGACCUUUCAGAAAAAGGGCAACUACUUUUUUAUGCUAAUGUACUGCAUAACUUUCUGGGAAACUUUAUUUAGGUAGAAAUGGUCAUCUUAUUAUUUUUCAGAACAAUGUAUUUUAAUAAUUUCACAAUUUAUAUACAGUUUGUGACAUGAAUAUGAAAGUCAUUAGUGUUAUAUCAAGUAUGUUUUGAAAUAUACUUCUGUGGGAUAUAUCACUUGAAAUUUAUUUUGCACACCUAAAGAAUACCAUGAAAUAUCAAUUAGCAUAAUAAUGCUGUCUUUACAUUUACCACAUAUAACAGAAACUUAACACAUGUUAAAAACCAAAUCAUACUCACCUACUUUAUCUGUUUAACUUCAAAUUAUGUACCUGCAAGAAUAUCUUAAGGUUGCAUUGGAAACCCAAGAAAGACUCAAUGGGAACUUAAUUUUUCAUGUGAUUUUCAGAAUUGUCUUUUUUUUUUAGAGUUUAGUAUUCAAACCCUGCCAUUUAAUGUGUUAUCUCCACCAGCAUAAGAAGGAAUCAGUGCUUUUAGAGUGUUAUGUAAUGCCUAGUGCCUUCUAUUUACAGUGGAAAAGAGGUUUUGUGGAGGCAUUUAUGGUCAUUACCAAAAGCUGAAUUAAAGCCUUGGAUUUUAAAACACCUGGA